This is a messenger RNA of Rana temporaria (common frog), 7445 nucleotides long. RefSeq names its product ubiquitin specific peptidase 47 (gene USP47). Bases 100 to 4239 code for a protein of 1379 amino acids. Lineage: Eukaryota; Metazoa; Chordata; Amphibia; Anura; Ranidae. The record is from RefSeq and is a predicted model, not a curated record. Gene Ontology annotation, molecular function: cysteine-type endopeptidase activity; cysteine-type deubiquitinase activity. Gene Ontology annotation, cellular component: nucleus; cytosol. Gene Ontology annotation, biological process: protein deubiquitination. The transcript has 29 exons.
GCGAGAUUUCCGUCGGCCAUUUCUCCAUUGAUUGCGUCUGCUGCUGGCAGGGUGUCCGCUCAGCAUGUACCCCGUGUGACGUCGCCCGCCGCCCGGAGAAUGGUGCCCGGAGAGGACGGCCAGCCCGUCCCCCGAGAGGGGUUAUUUUGGAGUUGCAGACAGAGUAUCUUUAAUGAAAUGAAGAAGAAAUUCUCGCAGAUAGAGAAUGCUGCCGAUGAGCCCCGAGUGCUGUGCAUAGUCCAAGACACCACCAACUGCAAGACCAUCAAUGAACGCAUCACUCUGAACCUCCCGGCCUCCACCACCGUGCACCAGCUCUUGAAGGAUGUGGCUGGCAAAGUGGGCUACGUGAGCGGGACCUUCAGCCUGAAGAGGGGGAAUGUAGGCAGCACGGAAGACAUGACUGAGCUGGAUUCCAGCCCGGAUCAGUCUCUACUGGAUGCCGGCUUUGAGGCGGGGAAGAAGAAUUUCCUCCAUAUAACGGAUAGGAACGGGGAGCAGCCGCAGCUGACAUCGGAUGAAUCGGGCACGGCGGACAGCAGCGGUCUCGAUGACAGCACGCCGGAGAAGUUCAUUGGACCUCUUCCCAGGGACGGCUCUGUGGGCUGCACCAGCGACUACGUCAGUCAGAACUACUCCUAUUCAUCGCUGCUCAAUAAAUCAGACACUGGUUACGUGGGUUUAGUAAACCAAGCCAUGACCUGCUACCUGAACAGCCUGCUGCAAACACUGUAUAUGACCCCGGAGUUCCGCAACGCUCUCUACAAGUGGGAGUUUGAAGAUCCUGAUGAGGACCCAGUGACCAGCAUCCCCUACCAACUGCAGAGGCUCUUCGUCUUAUUACAGACCAGUAAAAAAAGGGCGAUUGAAACCACAGACGUGACGCGGAGUUUCGGCUGGGAUAGUAGUGAAGCCUGGCAGCAGCAUGAUGUGCAGGAGCUCUGUAGGGUCAUGUUUGAUGCUCUGGAGCAGAAAUGGAAGCAGACGGAGCAGGCCGACCUCAUCAAUCAGCUGUAUCAGGGGAAGCUGAAAGAUUACGUUCGAUGCUUGGAGUGCGGCUAUGAGAGCUGGAGGAUCGACACCUUUCUAGACAUCCCUCUUGUCAUCAGGCCGUAUGGCGCCAGCACAGCGUUUGGUAGUGUGGAAGAAGCUCUUCAUGCGUUCAUCCAACCUGAGACUCUGGACGGUCCCAACCAGUACUUCUGCGAGCGCUGUAAGAAGAAGUGCGAUGCCAGGAAGGGCCUGCGCUUCCUGCACUUCCCAUAUCUGCUGACUCUGCAGCUGAAGAGGUUCGACUUUGAUUACACCAGCAUGCACCGAAUCAAGCUGAACGAUCGAAUGACCUUCCCCGAGGAACUGGACAUGAGCCCUUUCAUUGAUGUUGAAGAUGAGAAGUCUCCUCAGACGGAGAGCUGCACAGACAGCGGAGCAGAGAACGAAGGAAGCUGUCACAGCGAUCAGAUGAGCAAUGACUUCUGCACUGAUGACGCCUUGGAUGAGGGAAUCUGUCUAGAGAGCAACAGCAGCGUGGAAAAGCUGAACAAGUCCUCCGAGAAGAGUUGUUUGUAUGAACUUUUUUCCGUGAUGGUCCAUUCAGGCAGUGCAGCGGGGGGACACUACUAUGCCUGCAUCAGGUCCUUCUCUGAUGACCAGUGGUAUAGUUUCAACGACCAGCAUGUCAGCCGGAUAACCCAAGAGGACAUUAAAAAAACCUAUGGAGGGUCUACAGGAAGCCGAGGAUACUACUCCAGUGCCUUCGCCAGUUCUACCAAUGCUUACAUGCUCAUGUAUCGGCUGAAGAAUCCUGCCAAAAACGCAAAAUUCCUGGAGGUGAGCGAAUUUCCGGAACACAUCAUGCGUUUGAUGCAGAGAGAGAAGGAGCAGGAAGAAGAGGAGAAACGCCAGCGAGAGAUCGAGCGGAAUACUUGUAAAUUGAAGCUCUUCUGCAUGCAUCCCAUCAAGCAGAUCCUGAUGGAGAACAAGCUGGAGGUACACAAGGAUAAGACCAUGAAGGAGGCAGUGGAGAUGGCAUGGAAGAUUGUGGAUUUGGAAGGGGUCGUCCCUCUGGAUUGCUGUCGGCUAGUAAAAUACGAUGAAUUUCAUGACUACUUGGAGCGAUCGUAUGAAGACGAGGAAGAUCGGCCAAUGGGAUUGUUGCUGGGCGGGGUCAAGUCCUCCUACAUGUUCGAUCUGCUACUGGAAACGAAACGGCCGGACCAGGUGUUCCAGUCCUACAAACCUGGGGAGGUGAUGGUGAAGGUGUACGUGGUGGAUCUGAAGGGAGAGACGAUCGUCGCACCGGUCAGUGUUCGCGCUUAUCUAAGCCAGACAAUCCAGGAGUUCAAGCAGCUCAUCUCCAAGACCAUAGACUUGUCAUGGGAUCCUAUGCGCAUCGUUCUGGAACGCUGCUACAAUGACCUACGACUGCUCAGCGUGCCCAGUAAAACGCUCAAGGCAGAAGGAUUCUUCCGAAGCAAUAAGGUGUUUGUCGAGAGCUCGAACUCCACAGACCACCAGCUGCCGUUUCCGGAGUCUCACCUGUGGAAGCUUCUUGAUCGUCACGCUAAUACCAUUAGACUGUACGUGUCCCUCCCAGAGCACGCCCCGGGCCCUCAGGCUCUGCGCUCCUCCUGCACGAAACCUUGCAGGAACUCCGAAAGCCAGGCGGCGUUGUGCGAGAGGGGGAAAGCAGACGGGAAGUCCGUGGACGCCAUUCUGGAAGAAAGCACUGAAAAACUCAAGUCCCUGUCCCUCCAGCAGCAGGAGGAAGGGGGGAACGGGGACAGCAGUAAAAGUACAGAGGGCAGUGACUUUGAAAACAUUGACUCUCCGCUGAACGAGGCGGAUUCCUCAGGGUCAGCCGACAACAGAGACCUGGAGAACCGGAUUCUCCCCGCUGACUCUGAGAACAACUUCCAGUCGGAAGAGCGAUCGGACUCUGAUAUUAAUAAUGACCGGAGCACUAGUUCUGUGGACAGCGAUAUCCUUAGCUCAAGCCAUAGCAGCGACACCCUGUGCAAUGCGGACAACGCCCCCAUACCACUAGCCAACGGGCUCGACUCCCACAGCAUCACCAGCAGCCGCAGAUCCAAAGCCAACGAAGGCAAGAAGGAGACCUGGGACACGGCCGAGGAGGAUUCCGGGACGGACAGCGAGUACGACGAGAGCGGCAAGAGCCGAGAGGAGACCCAGUUUGUGUAUUUCAAAGCAGAGAUGCAUUCUGGGGAGGAAGGAUCUGGGGAUGGGCAGAAAUGUACGUUUCGUUUAUUGGUGAAUGUAGAUAAAAGAAUCACCCUCUCUGCUUUCAAACAGCAGCUGGAGCCUUUUGUGGGCGUGGCCUCCUCCCAGUUCAAAGUCUUCCGGGUCUAUGCCAGCAAUCAGGAGUUUGAAAGUGUGCGGCUGAACGAAACGCUCUCCUCCUUCUCCGAUGACAACAAGAUCACCAUCCGGCUGGGAAGGGCCUUGAAGAAAGGAGAGUACAGAGUGAAGGUGUUCCAGCUCCUAACAAACGACCCCGAGCCAUGCAAGUUCCUGCUGGACGCGGUGUUCGCCAAAGGCAUGAGUGUCCGACAGUCCAAGGAAGAGCUGAUUCCUCAACUCAGGGAGCAGUGUGUCCUGGACCUCUCCGUGGACAGGUUCCGAUUAAGAAAAAAGACCUGGAAGAACCCCGGCACAGUAUUCCUCGAUUACCAUGUCUACGAGAAUGAGAUCAGUAUUUCAAGCAACUGGGAGGUCUUCCUUGAGGUCCUGGAAGAAGGUGAGAAGAUGAAGUCUAUGUCCCAGCUGUCCUUGCUGACGAAGAGGUGGAGGCCAUCACAGCUAAAACUGGAGCCCUUCCAGGAGAUUGUGCUGGAGACCAACAGUGUGGAUGAACUUCGAGAGAAGAUGUGUGAGAUCAGCGGCAUACCGCUAGAGAAUUUGGAGUUUGCCAAGGGUCGAGGGACAUUUCCCUGUGACAUUUCUGUCCUGGAGAUCCAUCAAGAGUUGGACUGGAACCCAAAAGUAUCGACACUGAACGCCUGGCCGCUGUAUAUAUCAGACGAUGGGGCCGUUAUAUUCUAUAGGGAUAAAACUGAGGAUCUGGUGGAGUUAACGGACGAGCAGCGCAACCAACUGAUGAAAAAGGAAAGCAGCCGGUUGCAAAAAACUGGACACCGCGUGACUUACUCCCCCCGCAAGGAAAAAGCCCUCAAAAUCUACUUGGACGGAGCUUCGAGUAAAGACGCCACUCAAGACUGACGGGCAGCCCCCGGCGGCCCACCUUUUUUUAGAGAGCCGUGAUUUAACACAGACACUGCCGCCAAGGAGUGCCUCUCUUAGCCCCCCGGGUUCCACUUACCGAGUGUGAAGCUAUAAAGAAAAACCAGCACUGAUUGGUGGACUUGCACGGCCAAUCAGCACCCUUGUUCCUUACGCGAAAACAAAAAAAAAAUGUAAAACUAAAAAAAAAUAAGUGGGGGGGCAAUCACCGUUUGUGACUUGAGAUCUUGUUUCUGCACUAUGGUCGAUUAAACUGUAAAAGAAAAAAAAAAAAACGCUGAAAGGGAUGUGCAAAUAACAAUAAAAUUAUAGAAAUGUAUAGAGAAAUAUAUUAAAUUAAGUCGGGUGCAUUGAAAGCUCUGGGCUUCGUCUUGUUCAGGUAGGAUGUGGGCCCCACAUUGGCUUCUGGCUAUUCAAAAAGAGAAGAAAUUCUUGUACAGUCUUUUUAUUUUGCUGAUAAACACAUUACCUCAUUGAACGCUAGAACGACCUUUUUAUGUACAAGUCUGAAGGUGAAGCACAGCGCAAGAGAAAAAGGAAAAGUCGUAGAUUUGUACCGAAUAGCAAUCAGACUAAAGCCGCGUUCUCCACUGAAUCCGCUCCCCGCGUUACCGUAUUGAAGUUGAGUUGGUCGCCCGCUGGGCAUAUAUGAGGGGGAGCCAUGUAUUACGGUAUUGAUAUUGGGACGGUCGUCCGCUGGGCAUGAUGCAAGAUGGGCGCCCCGCAUUAUGGUAUUGAAAAUAAGGUGGUUGUCAACUGGGCAUGAUGUGCCCGCCCCCCCUUUUAUGGUAUUAAGGUCAGUCGUCAACUGGGAUUGAUGCAAGAUGGGCACCCCGCAUUAUGGUAUUGAAAUCAAAGCGGUCGUCAACAGGGCAUGAUGCAGGAUGGGCGCCUCCCCAUUAUGCCAUUGAAAUCAAGGCCACCGUCAACUUGGCUUGAUGCAAGAUGGGCGCCCUACAUUACGCUAUUGAAAUCGGGGUGAAUAGGCAUGAUGCAAGAUGGGCACUCCACAUUAUGGCAUUUAAAAUCAAGGCCACUGUCAACGGGGCUUGAUGCUGAAAUAUUGAUAUUGAAAUCAAGGCGGUGGGCAACUGCACUUGAUGGAAGAUGGGUGCCCUCUAUUACGGUUUUUAAAUCAAGGCGGUUGGUGACUGGGCACCCCCCAUUACGAAAUUGAAAACAAGGCGGUCGGCGACUGGGCUUGAUGGAAGAUAUGUGCCCCCUAUUGCGGUAUUAAAAUAAAGGCGGUUGGCAACUGGGCAUGGUAUGCAUGAUGGGAACCCCCCCAUUAGGGUAUUGAAAUUAAGGUGGUCGUCAAUUGGUCUUGAUGAAAGAUGGGUGCUGCCCAUGGCCGUAUUGAAAUCAAGGCGGUUGUAAACUGGGCAUGACGCAAGAUGGGUGCCGCCCAUUGCGGUAUUCAAGGUGGUUGGCAACUGGGGAUGAUGGGCAACCCCCCCCCCCCCAUUAGGGUAUUGAACACAAGACAGUCGUCUACUGGGCUUGCAUGAUGGGCACAGGGGGCUUUGGGGUAUUGCAAUCAAGGCAGUCAUCCAUUGGGCUUGAUGCAAGAUUGGCACCCCCCCAUUAGGGCAUUGAAAUCAAGGUGGUUGGCGACUGGGCAUGAUGAGCACCCUAUUUUACGAUAUUGAAAUCAAGGUUGGUCGUCAACUGGGCUUGAUGCAAGAUGGGUGCCCCAUAUUACUGUAUUAAGAUCAAGGUGGUUGGCGACUGGGCAUGGGGGGCAGUGGGGUAUUGAAAUCAAUGCAGUCGUUCGUUGUGCUGGAUGGGGGGGGCCCUCAUUACGGUAUUGAAAUCAAGGUGGUUGGUGACUGGGCAUGAUGAGCACCCUAUAUUACGAUAUUGAAAUCCAGGUCAGCCGUCAACUGGGCUUGAUGCAAGAUGGGCGCCUCAUAUUGCCGCAUUAAGAUCAAGGCGGUGUCGACUGGGCAUGAUAUGCAAGAUGGGCACCCCUAUGGGGGUAUUGAAACCAAGGCAGUCAUCCACUGGUCAUGAUGCAGCAUUACUGUAUUGAAAUGGGGACGGCCGUCCACUGGGCAUGAUGCAAGAUGGGCAGCCCCAUAUUACGGUAUUAAGAUCAAGAUGGUUGAUGACUGGGCAUGGGGGGCAUUAAGGUAUUGCAACCAAGGCAGUCCAUUGGGCUUGAUGCAAGAUGGGCGCCCCCCAUUACGGUAUUGAUAUCAAGGUGGUUGGUGACUGGGCGUGAUGAGCACCCUACAUUACGAUAUUGAAAUCUAGGUCGGUCAUCAACUGGGCUUGAUGCAAGAAUGGCGCCCCAUAUUACUGUAUUAAGGCGGUUGGCGACUAGGCAUGAUAUGCAAGAUGGGCGCCCCCCAUUGGGGUAUUGAACUCAAGGCAGUCAUCCACUGGUCAUGAUGCAAGUUGGGUGCCCAGCAUUACUGUAUUGAAAUGGGGACGGCCGUCCACUGGGCAUGACGCAAGAUGGGGCACCCCCAUAUUACGGUAUUAAGAUCAAGGUGGGGGUCGGUAGCAAUAUAGAAAGUCCCAGGCCUCCCGCAGCUUCCUAGGGGUCCCCAGACUCUAGAGCUGCAGGGAGUCUUGCUUUGUAAUAGAGCAAUCUCCUGUGUUUCAUGGUAGUGUAAAUAACCCCUCCCCCUAAAAAAAAAAUAGACCCCGCCCCAUUUCCUGUUCCUAGAUUUAUCGCAUAUCAACACUGUGUACAUUGGGGGAAAAAUUAGCUGCCUAUUUAAUUAUUAUUAUUUUUUUUUGCUGUUUGACUAUUCUGGUACUUUUUUUUUUUUUUUUUCUUAGCACGGUUUUGUUUUUGCUCCUGUUUUUAGUUCCCCCUCCUCCACGCAACACCCCACAUUUUUAGUUUUUUUCUUUUUUUUUUUUUCAGUAAUUUUCCGGCAUUUGUGUGUCGACAGCCGACAAGCGCUGAUCUCGGGAUGUACGUCAUGUAAUCAAUUGAUUUGUUUGGGGUUUUUUUUCGUUUUUGUUUUUUAGGUUUUUUGAUCUGUAUAAUUUUGCAAAAUAAACCUUCACACGAAAACGCGCAAACCACAAAUGUAACAGAUUUCUCGCCUACCUUUUUGGAAAAAUUGCCAUCUAAUUUGUAACGGAUCGAUUUAAUGAGGUUUUGAUAAUUUUUUUCAUGCCGCUGUUUACACAGAUGAAACAUGCCAAUAAAUUAAAAAUGAGAAAAU